AUGUCCAAUGUUAAGAAUGAAUCUGUCAAUCUAAUUGACCGAAUACUAGCUACUGACAAGGCUGCUCAAGUCGGAGUUGUUGUGGCUGAUGAAUUGUCCGAUGAGGAAUAUGACUGGGACACUAUGGAGGAAGCUUUAAAUCAGAUUACUAUUAGUGCUGCGGCCGAACUGAAGGUUCUAAACGGUAGAGUUGAGUACCUCAAGUCUCAUCAGUGGCUCAUCAUUCCCUCUGGCUUAGGAAUUAAUCCUGUCACACCUGCCAUGGGUCGUUGCAAUCUCCAUUCUGAACUGAUUUCCAAAUAUUGGCAAAUGACACGAAUGUCAUAUGAUCGUAUGAAAGAGCUCAUGCAGCAAAACACUCCCGCUGCCACGCUGCUAGCUGAAAUCGCAACACUUGACUCUACACCUGGGACAUCACUCUUUGCUGACUGGGGUGUAGGUCUUGCUGGUGUGGUGGCUGAUCCGAAGAAUGUUGUUGAUAACGUUUACAAGUUUGUUAGUGAGAAAGCUCAGAUGAACUUUGAUGUACGUGAUAUGGGAAUUUUGAAUCUAGACAAUAUGUCUGUCACUGAUGCUGCUUGGAAGACUGUUAAUGAUGUUACUAGUGAUCGCUUGGAUUUGAAGAUAAAUGAAUAUUCUAUGCAACAACUCGUGGCACUGAAUCUUUUUCCUUGCUCGGGUUCGACUUUAGCUGCCUGGACUAGAGCUUAUGGGAUAGGUUGUGGUAUUAUGCCCCAUCCAACUUCAAAAAUGGAUAUACAGUAUAGCUGGACUAUUUCUUCUCCAAAGAAAGAGGAUGUGGAGGCUUGUAUGACUUGGGAGAAGCAUUCUGGAAAGUUGAUUAGUGUGAUUUGUUUGAAUGUUCUUGCAUUGUUUGGGCUGUUGCAUCUCAACAAGGAUAGAACUUUGUGCACUAAUGACGAUAAUAUGAACCGUGUUUGUACUUCCUGGCUCAAUACCCUUCAUACUAUUACAACAAAGACAAUGCAGAAUGAGAUUCUUAAGCAGAAAGAGGAGCUUUGUAGGAUUGCUGCUCUUCCAUUUGGACUAGCACAGACAUACUGGCUUGCACUGGUGCUUGGGAAGAGAACUGAUAUGUUGGCACCACAUUUGGCUUUGAGACUUGAUGUGUUGCCUCCGCCGGUGCAGAGGAUCAUGAUUGUUGAUUCAAGUCAGAGGGAUUGGGUGAAGUUUCCAGCGGGUCAGGAAGUUAAUAGUAUAUAUAAAAAGCAGAUUGAGUUAGUUAUGCAGGGUGUUGGAUUAGUAAGAGAUUGUCCUCCUGCUUAUUCUGAAUUUUAUAAGCUAUAUGGUUUGGCUGUACAAAGUGUUCUAAGCAGUGAAAUAACUGAAGCGGCAGAUACAUUGAUGCCAGCAGUAUGCGGUUAUGCUAAAUCAGGACACGGUGAUAAAGGUACAGCUCAGGCUAUGUGUGUUAAAACUGUGUGUAGGAAUAAUCGAGUAAUUACUGAAUGGUGGGUCAAGAAGUGGAGGAAGGACAUUGGUUCUAUGAAAAAAGAAGCAAGGAAAGCAUAUUAA
This is a messenger RNA of Vicia faba (fava bean), 1536 nucleotides long. Lineage: Eukaryota; Viridiplantae; Streptophyta; Magnoliopsida; Fabales; Fabaceae. The record is from the annotation of a GenBank genome assembly.